AUGGCCAUGGCGCUGAGGAAGUGCAUUGCAGGGAUUCCCACAAGGAUGAAUCCCUUGUGCCGAGCGGGCACAGCUGGCACAGCCCUUCGGAGCUUCUCGGAUGUCUCAACCGAUGUGAAGCCCACCAAGAAGGCAAGAUCUUCUCUUGGAUCCCGCCUCCGAAGCUUUUUGGCUGGCUUCACCGUUGCUGGGACACUCUCUGGCUACGCCAUCUACUACAAGGUCCAGUGGGCGAACGAAGAGCUUGCAGCUAUGGCAUUUGCCUCGGAUUGCGUCAUCUGA
This is a messenger RNA of Durusdinium trenchii, 282 nucleotides long. The record is from the annotation of a GenBank genome assembly. NCBI's taxonomy places the organism in Eukaryota, Dinophyceae, Suessiales, Symbiodiniaceae.